Molecule: messenger RNA, 1365 nt
Organism: Fusarium oxysporum Fo47
Lineage: Eukaryota; Fungi; Ascomycota; Sordariomycetes; Hypocreales; Nectriaceae
Product: SGF29 tudor-like domain-containing protein
Exons: 2
Coding region: 1-1365 (454 amino acids)
Cellular component (GO): SAGA complex
Source: RefSeq, a predicted model, not a curated record
AUGGCUAACGGGCAGAAGCCUGCGCGGGACGAACUCAAGAACCUCCAAGAAGAUCUCGGCCCCUAUUACCAGAUUCCCCUAAAGCCCAGGCGAAGCGGUACUCACUCAAGGGAGAAUAGCUUUCAAGAGUCUCUGCGCCAGUCCUCCAACACGCCGGAGCCGAAACGAUCAGGCUCGAAGCGACAGGAUCCUUCGAGCAGAGAUUCGACCCCAAACCGCCCGACCAAGUCGAGAACCAAGAACCAUAGUCGAGAUAUUACGUCGGACGUGGGCACGCCAAAGAGGUCACCGAGAAGUGAACAUAAUACCCCGCGGCCGGAGUCGGUGAAGCCGGAACGCCACAACCGCGAGAUGUCGCAACGAAACAGAAGCGGACGGGCGUCCAACCGCAACAACGGUAAUUCACACGGAGAGGAAGUACAGAUCUGGGAGCUGUGCAAGAGUCAAGUGGGGGAGAUUGUCUCUGGAAUCAAUGCAGAGAAUGACAGUCUUACCGAACUCGUCACGAUGGAUAAACAAGUCGGUACGAUGGACUUGGAGAAGAUUCCAAGUGACUCGUUGAAAGAGAUGGAACAGCUAUGUCGGACAGGGGUUAAGCACUCGGAGGCUAACAUGUCAGCACUCAAAAAUACUAUCGAGCAGCUUAAAGUGUUGCGCGCCGUGGUGCACGCUAAGGAACAGCAGGAUGCUCAAGCAGCGGGGCCUGGUAAGAGGAAUGCUCGAGAUAGCGCGGCGGCAGCAUCUUCGCUCUAUGACUUUGACGGGGCUGGUGAUUCCCCUGUACCGAGUCCGAUUGGAGGAUCAGCAAGAAAAUAUGGCGAUCGAGCGAGAGAACGGGAACGAGAACGCGAGAGGGAAAGAGAACGAGAUCGUGACAGCAUGCCCCCAAAGGCCGAUAGCGUCGAGCCUCAGGGGUCAGUUGGAAGCGGUGUCGGAUCAGGGAAUAACAAGUCCAAAGUUGUUUUCUCAAAAGGCGACGCAGUUGCAUUCAAGCCCAAAGCAUUGAAUGGGGAUACAACAUCAGACUGGAUACUUGGUGAGGUCGCGCAGGUGAUGGGUGAAGGCAAAAGCCGACGAUACAAGGUCCUCGAUAUAGAACCCGAGGACCAGAGUAAACAGAAGGAGUACCGAUCAAGUGCCAGCAGCAUGAUUCCCAUCACACCCGAGAGUCAAGCGUCGACGUUGAAGGAUUGGGAAUCAGGCAAGGUGGUGCUAGCGCUGUAUCCUAACACGACCACGUUCUACAAGGCGGAGGUCCAUAGCAUGGACAGCGACGGCAAGGUCAAUCUCAAGUUUGAGGGGGAGAACGACUCUUCAACACUACAACAGGUGGAGAGGAGGUUGCUACCGGGAGAUAUGUGCUAG